This is a messenger RNA of Dissoconium aciculare CBS 342.82, 597 nucleotides long. RefSeq lists its product as uncharacterized. The coding region runs from base 1 to 597 and encodes 198 amino acids. The record is from RefSeq and is a predicted model, not a curated record. NCBI's taxonomy places the organism in Eukaryota, Fungi, Ascomycota, Dothideomycetes, Mycosphaerellales, Dissoconiaceae. The transcript is spliced from 3 exons. Gene Ontology annotation, biological process: protein transport; late endosome to vacuole transport; endosome transport via multivesicular body sorting pathway. Gene Ontology annotation, cellular component: multivesicular body; ESCRT III complex.
AUGUCAGGGCUCGAAAAGGCCCUGUUCAACCUCAAGUUCACCGCCAAACAACUCAACCGACAAGCCGCCAAGGCCAGCAAGGACGAGCAGCUGGAGAAGGCCAAGCUCAAGAAGGCCAUCCAGCAGGGCCACACGGACAUCGCCAAGAUCUACGCGGGCAACGCCAUCCGCAAGAAGAACGAGCACGUCAACCUCCUGCGCCUGGCCUCGCGCAUCGACGCCGUCAGCUCGCGCGUCCAGACGGCCGUGACCAUGCGCUCGGUCACCGGGAGCAUGGCGAACGUGGUCCGGGGCAUGGACUCGGCGAUGAAGAGUAUGGAUCUGGAAAAGAUCUCCGCCGUCAUGGACCGCUUCGAGACGCAGUUCGAGGACCUCGACGUCGCCACCGGGUACUACGAGAACGCCACGUCGUCCGCCACGGCCGUCGGCACGCCGCAGGAGGACGUCGACAAGCUGAUGAGCCAGGUCGCCGACGAGGCCGGCGUCGAGCUCUCGCAGGAGAUGGCCAGCGCGGCGCCCGCGAAGGACUUCAAGGCGCCGGCGGAGGAGGAGCGGGAGGACAAGCUGGGGGAGCGUCUGCGCGCGCUGCGGAGUUGA